Messenger RNA from Scophthalmus maximus (turbot), 2893 nucleotides. RefSeq names its product transforming, acidic coiled-coil containing protein 3 (gene tacc3). The record is from RefSeq and is a predicted model, not a curated record. Gene Ontology annotation, cellular component: cytoplasm. Gene Ontology annotation, biological process: cell population proliferation; mitotic spindle organization; cerebral cortex development. NCBI's taxonomy places the organism in Eukaryota, Metazoa, Chordata, Actinopteri, Pleuronectiformes, Scophthalmidae. The transcript has 17 exons. The coding region runs from base 154 to 2748 and encodes 864 amino acids.
CAUUGGUGCGUUUCAAGACUUUUAAAUUCCAAACGGUUUUCACCCAGAGAAGGCGAGAGGGCUUCACGGGUUCACUCUGUUCGCCCAGACGGCAGCUGCAUGGUUUGACAGAAGUCGUUACAAUUCCUGGGAACUGAAUCCGUUUUUUUGAGGAUGAGUUCUGCUGAAGUGAAUGAUGAGAAUCGUGGGGUCUGCCCUGGAGGAAAACACAACAACUCAAAUAUCGACAUAUUUGCCCUGGAUCAGCCGACUGGGAGGCCCUCCAUCCUGCGUCAGUCAGAGAACCUGCCCAGCAAGACCGUGCCAAAGGGGAUGAAGGUGUGUUUUCAGACACCAAGACGAGACCCUUCGACUAAGAGAAUCCUAUCUCCAACCAAGUCUGGGAAGAUGACCAAUGUGGAUGAGUGCACAAAAGCAAUGGAGUCCUUGAAUUUAGAUAAAGCAAAUGUUUUGCCACAAGAGGUCACUGAUCACCUUGAGGAGCCCAAAAUUGAAGUGUCCACUUAUCCUGAUGACGACAUGCCAAUACAAAGCAAGGGAGACUAUGAGCUGGAUUUUGACAACCUCGAUGCUGUCGAUCCGUUUCAAAGUUCCAAUAAGAUGGUUUUCUCUCCAGAAAAACCCGCUGUUGAAAAGUCACCCACUGGUCAAAUUGUGUCUCAACACACGGAGCCAGAGAAAAUCUCGGAGGAGCCCACCAAGAUGGAAUCGGCCUUAGAUGAGACGCUUCCGUUCACUCCCUCUGUGGAAAAUUCACUGGUUGACGUCUCCGCCAACAUCAGCUCCACUGAGAGCAGCGUGGUCACCGUGGCAAAGGUCCCGGCAGUUGAGGAAGAAGAUUUGUGUACUGCGACGCCUGACGAAGAACAACUUGCAGAAAAUGCCCCAAAUGCUGAUCAAGACAAAGCAUCAGGUAGCUUUCCGGACGAUGCCCCACUGCCAGGGAAAGGUACAUAUAACUUUGAUUUUGACAACCACGAUGCAAUGAAUCCUUUCCAAAGCGGUGGCUCUAAAAUCCCGAAUUCCCCAGUCCCUGGAAAAAAACUGCCAGACACUAAUCCACCUGUCGAUGAGCCUCAGAUAAAAGAAGAUAAACCUGCAGAUGUUGCUGAUGAUGUUGCUGAAGUGGCUCAAACGUUGCCUGUUCAGCCUGAUGUGAAACCCAUGGCUGCAGUCAUCCCCAUGUCCACGUACACCGCCCCAUCUCCAGCUGCUGAAUCCCAGCCGGACGUUGCCCCAAUCAAGGCAGGCCCAAUCAAACUAGAGUUCAAUUUUGAUGAUGAGAGUGAAGUCAAAAGGAAGCCGCCACCCAAGAAAUUUGGCAAGAGGCCAUCUGGUGCUAAACCUAAAGGGGGAAAUUCGGCGUCUGAUGUCAAAAUACAAACAGAAACUUCAGUGAAACCUGAGGCCGGCGAUGUAGCUUCAGCUCCUAAAGGCUCGUACUCGUUUUGCUUAGACAAGUUUGACGACCCAAACUUCAAUCCCUUUGGAACAAAAACCAGCAUGAAUAACUCUCCAGCGUGCAGCAAGAAACCCAGCCCCGUGAUAAUCGAAACUGCCAUUCCGGAGCAAACGGAGAUGCCUGAGAUGGAAGCCGUAUCACCAGCAUGUCCUGGAGAGAGUGUCCCAGCUGCUGAACCCAGCCCCCUUGUGACUUCAGCCCCCGAUAAUGACGAGGGAACUGCGCAGAGUCUUCCAGAACUUUCCCAACUGUGUCAACCGGAGAAGAAGUCGGAGCCUGCAAUGUUAGACUUCACAGACUUUGUCCCUGGAACAAUGUUCAUGGCCAAUGAUUUUGAUGGACAGAUGGACUACCUUGAACAGUUUGGCUCCACCAGUUUCAAGGAAUCUGCACUGAGGAAACAAUCCCUGUACCUUAAAUUCGACCCACUCCUGCGAGAGAGUCCAAAGAAGUGUGCGGCCGCAGACCCUCAGACCCAAGUCCCUCGUCCCGGGGCCUUUGUUUCACGACUUGAAGCUCCACAGAUGGCAGAUAAAGAGGGAACAAAUGGACCACAAAACUGUGAUUUCAGACUGUUUGAUGCUGCAGCACCAACUCCAAUCCUUGAGAGUCUCGUCCCUGCUUUCCCACAGCCGGCAAACACAGAGGACGCCAUCAUUGAAGUGCUGAAGUACAGUCAGAAAGACAUGGACGCAGCCAUCGCCAAAGUACAGGCAGAAGCAAAGGAAAAAGACCAGCAAUGGAGUGUAAAGUAUAAAAAGCUUCUUGAUGAUGGUCAAGAAAUGAGGAAAAUAAUUGCAGAAUUUGAGCUCAUGAUUGCUAAAAUGAUGGCUGAUCAGGAGAAGGAGAGGGAGGCGGCCCAGGCGAAGCUCAAAGAGGCUCUGCUGGAGAAGGAGCAGGCGUCCGGUGACCUGAACGCGAUGGAGCGAUCGUUCUCUGAGCUUUUUAAACGAUAUGAGAAGUGCAAGGGCGUCAUUGAGGGUUACAAAAAGAACGAAGAGACUCUGAAAGCCUGUGCGCAGGACUACCUGGCAAGGAUCAAAAAGGAGGAGCAGCGCUACCAGACCCUUAAAGCCCACGCUGAGGAGAAGAUCGGCCAUGCCAAUGAAGAAAUUGCAGAGGUUCGGUCCAAGUACAAGGCAGAGGUGUCGGGUCUGCAAGCGCAGCUGCGCAGGGAGCAGCUGAAGGUGCAGUCGUUGGAGAAGAGCAUGGAACAGAAGGAGAAGGAGCUUGAAGAGCUGACCAAGCUUUUGGAUGAACUCAUCCUCAAAGUCCAGAAGGGCUGAGCUCAUUUGUAAAUACUGUUAAUGUUUUAAAUACUUCCUGUUUUUUCUUUGUUGGUAUCCGCUAGAGCCUUCUUGUUGAGUCGUUUUGUCUUGUCAAUGUUCUUAGAAUACUGUAAAAAUGAUGAUAAUAAAGAUGAUGAUUUCA